Molecule: messenger RNA, 1063 nt
Organism: Oryzias melastigma (Indian medaka)
Lineage: Eukaryota; Metazoa; Chordata; Actinopteri; Beloniformes; Adrianichthyidae
Gene: emc9
Product: ER membrane protein complex subunit 9
Exons: 6
Coding region: 279-896 (205 amino acids)
Cellular component (GO): EMC complex
Source: RefSeq, a predicted model, not a curated record
AAAACGUGAUCGACAUGUUCUUCUACCAAUUGAAAGCGAGCGCGUUCGGCGGUCUGCGCUUGUUCUCCAGUGAUUUACUUCGGUGGGCGGGGCCAUGAGCGGCGGUCUCGUCGUUCCUCAGACUGUAAAAUGUUCCGUGAAUGAAUCCGCUAACAAAAACAGAACCAGGUUUCCAAACGUCCCCGAGAACAUUUGACAUAUCUGAAGCUGCAUCCGGGGAAAAACUUCACUGCUGACCGCCGAGUCGGGACCUGUGGCCCCCCUCCCGCAUUGUCAUCAUGGGUGAGGUGGAGCUCUCCUGUCGGGCGUACGUGAAGAUGUACCUGCACGCGUGCCUGUACCCGCGCGGCAGUAUCAACGGCCUGCUGUUGUCCUCGAGUUCGGCAGAGGGCGCUGUGUGCGUCACGGACUGCGUGCCGCUGCGGCAUUCGCACCUGCCGCUGGCCCUGCCCACGCAGGUGGCGCUCACACAGGUGGACGCCUGGUGUUCCCAGACCCAGCAAAGGAUUGUGGGAUACUAUCAAGCCAACGCCUGUGCAUCAGACAGCAGCCCGACGCCGUGCGCCCUGAAGAUCUCUGACAAGAUCGCGGAGCAGUUUGACGGCGCCGUUCUGCUGAUGCUGGACGGCAGCAAGAUGCCUCCGGACUAUCGGGUUCCUCCCAUCGUGAUGUACGAGCGCAAAGACUCCAGGUGGAUCCUGAAGGACAAACACAUGAUCAUGCUCAGACAGUGGGAGGAGACUCGGGCCAUCGCCGCCCAGAUGCUGGAGGCGGGCGAUCACGCUCUACUGGUGGACUUUGACAGCCACUUGGACGACAUCACGAAGGACUGGACCAAUCAGAGGCUGAACGCUAAGAUAGCAGAGCUGUCCUCGCCCCCCAACGGGAGCAUUUAGCCCCCAUUAUUUCUGUGUUCACCCCCUCCCAAGAACCCACAGAGACAUCUUUAUUUAAAAAGCGAGGGGACGACAACAGACUGACCUGUUGGUACAUCCCAGUCUUCCACCCCCUCCUGAGUUGUGGUACAACCCGACCUACUAACUUAAACCCCUUUUAACCUGCA